This is a messenger RNA of Agrilus planipennis (emerald ash borer), 794 nucleotides long. It is a transcript of the gene Cpr100A, whose product is annotated as extensin. Bases 23 to 703 code for a protein of 226 amino acids. Lineage: Eukaryota; Metazoa; Arthropoda; Insecta; Coleoptera; Buprestidae. Gene Ontology annotation, cellular component: chitin-based extracellular matrix. Gene Ontology annotation, molecular function: structural constituent of chitin-based larval cuticle. The transcript has 2 exons. The record is from RefSeq and is a predicted model, not a curated record.
CAGGGUCAGUAUAGGUUGGUGAAUGGUGACCGAACAGCACAGCAACAUGAAUAGAAUUUUUUGCUUGGCGUUUCUGGUUGCCCUUGUGGGUGCCCAACAAUAUGGUGGUGACCCCAGGACAGCCGCCAUCCUGAGCGAGCAACGUUAUCAGAGCAAUGAUGGUUCCUUUGGUGCCCAGUACAAACAAGAGGAUGGAGUCCAGUUCAAAGAAGAGAGUCUUCCAGACGGAAGCCGGAAAGGCACAUACUCCUAUGUAGACCCUUCGGGACAAACAAGAACGAUCUCCUACACCGCUGGAAAGCACGGUUUCAUCGCUUCAGGAGACGGAGUUCCCCAACCCAUACCGACUGUACUGCCCGUAGCUCCCCAACCGCAAUACAAGCCGCUGCCGCAAUACAACCCCCCAGAUUACAGGCCGCCCCAGGACGAGUACAACCCCCCACCACAACAAUACAACCCACCACCACAACAAUAUAACUCACGUCCCCAACAGUACAACCCCCGUCCACAAGAAUACAAUCCGCCACCUCCCCAGUACAACCCUCGUCCCCAGCAAUUUGAACCGGCUCCACAACCCCAAUACAAUCCUCCUCCCCAGUACGAACCAACAACACCUGCCCCCCACAGGUUCUAUCCCCCUGGUAAACUUUCUUUGAAUAGGUCGCCUGACGGUUACAGUUACAAUUUCCAAAGUAACGUAUAAUAAUACGUUAUUGUUGCUAGGUCAAUAUGUAAUUUUUGUACUUUUAAUGCAUUUUCUUACUUAAUAAAUAGUUAUUUAAUUAUUUUUAUUA